This is a messenger RNA of Parnassius mnemosyne (clouded apollo), 342 nucleotides long. The record is from the annotation of a GenBank genome assembly. NCBI's taxonomy places the organism in Eukaryota, Metazoa, Arthropoda, Insecta, Lepidoptera, Papilionidae.
AUGUCACGGCCCAUCCUCUCCACACACGUUCUGGACACGUCCACCGGGACGCCCGCAGGGGGACUCUUUGUAGAAUUACUCAAGAAGAGAGACGAUACGUGGACGCUAUGGCAUAACACAGUGACAACAUGCGACGGGAGGAUACAGUUUCCGUUCUCGAAGGAGUCCAUGGCGCCAGGGACUUACAAGUUGAAGUUUAAUAUCGAAGACUAUUACAAAAAGUCUGGCAAAACUACGUUAUAUCCUUAUGUUGAGAUAGUGUUCAACACGACAGAGGGGGCACACUACCACAUCCCGCUAUUGCUCAGUCCUUACGGCUACACCACUUACAGGGGAAGCUGA